AUGGCGAUGCGGGGAGUUAUGAUGUUGUUUUUUCAGGUGCUGAUCCUCUGCUUCCAGGCGAAGGCCUGGCACGCAGUACGGCGAUCGUUUGAGCUCGAGCAGACGGCACCGCAGGAAAAGAUACAUCUCAUCACGGACUGUAUGCACGUCACGUCGGAGGAGGGCGAAUUUUCGUUCGUCAAGCUACCACCGGUACGAUCGACGUCAAAGCAUGGCGCCCACUGGAUGUCACCGGGUGAACUGUCGCCGGAGCUGACGGCGGACGGUGGCGCUAAUCCAGCCAGCCUCGACCCAGACACCGAGCCGGACCCAGCGACCGUGUGCGGUGUGUACUUCGUAGCCGAUCCGGACCAAACCAUUGAAGUUACAAUGAAGCAGGUGAAUGUCGAGUGCCGCACCGGUGGGCUGAUGGCGUUUGUCGAUGGUUGGGAGCUGAACGGGCAGUACUUCCCGGGUGAACACGAUCACGACAAACCGCUCGAGCUGCGGGUGCAGGAAUUCUGCGCAGAGCAAACCGGUGGACCAUGGCCCGCCAAAACUGGAUCGGCUGCCUCCAAUGCUUGGGUGUUCCGAUCGAGCCAGAACGCGGCACUGGUGCAGUACCGUAUCCCGGAGCGUGGCUCAUUCGUACUGUCGGCCCGAUUCCAUCACAAUCCCAAACCUUGCAACAUCAUGGCGGAAGGUCUGGCACCAUACUACAUGUUGCGUAACUAUGGGCAGCGUAGAAAUUGUACACUGACUGCACUGUUUCCGGCCGUCGUAUCCGUUAUCGCUCUGGAAGUAGGAGAAAUCAACGAGAGCGUCCGUUACUGUGAACGUGUCCGGGUAGACGAUAAGCUCGAAAUUGGAGGUUCCGUUGGCCUAGACCCGUCCUAUCAGCAAACGCGUGCUAGCACUAUCUGUGGACGUAGCCGUGGCCGGAUGGACCUGGACCAGACGAUCCUGUGUGGUACCACCUCGGUCCGAUUGAUCUCGAGCGGACGGUACAACAACCAGGCAAUGGUGACGAUGCGCAUGGCCGACGAAUCCGACCUCCGGCUAGCGACGGUAAUCUGCGAAAUGUAAUUCCUGGAACCAGCACAACGAACAGCAAACACACCACACGCUCUCACACACAA
Molecule: messenger RNA, 1118 nt
Organism: Anopheles maculipalpis
Lineage: Eukaryota; Metazoa; Arthropoda; Insecta; Diptera; Culicidae
Product: corticotropin-releasing factor-binding protein
Exons: 5
Coding region: 1-1065 (354 amino acids)
Biological process (GO): negative regulation of corticotropin secretion; hormone-mediated signaling pathway; negative regulation of corticotropin-releasing hormone receptor activity
Molecular function (GO): corticotropin-releasing hormone binding
Source: RefSeq, a predicted model, not a curated record